UCGGGCGAUUUCACUUGCAAAUCCCCGACACCGGUUCCCUUGCAUACAAUUAGACUCCCUCAUUUGCGCCGUGGACACCCCGCUUUAAUCAAUAACUUCUUUUUCGCGGCCUUCGCCUUUUUUCUCGGCGCGAUGCCACUCGCGCACCUCGAUAUGUGUCAAUCGGCGUUUAUUCACCAAUUUACGAAUUGGCAAAAAGCACCGCAAAAAAGCCAAAAGCUCGGCCAAAAAAUCGUCUCGUAUCUUGUAGCCAUUUUAAUUAUUAUUUAAUACCGGGGGACGAGCACGUGGCGUGCACCCCGUCUCGCUCCCUCUUGUGCGUCGCGCCCCGCCGGCGUCGCGCCGUCCUUCUUCCACUGGGCGCACUUACACACAUAAAAAUGGUGAAUAAUAAAAAAAUGUGUACACAUUUUUUUCGCUUAAACCGCGGCGUCGCUGUGUGCGUGCGGCUCGCGAGCGACCGGGACGGCGCUAGCGCGCCGAGCGGAACCGCCGAUCCCCACUCCAUUUUUUUUAAGCUCGCGUCUUUCGUUGUUAGCGUCCGUGUGAUUUUUUUCAUUUUAUGUGUUAGUGUACCCCUCGCGCGGUAGUUCACUUUUUCUACUAUAGAUCUGAAUUUCAGUCUCGUUUUUGCCGCGCUGCUCUGAGGCGGCGAGUUGCAUUCGUCAGCGCUGGCCUGCAUCAAGCGAGCAAGCUCGGAGCACAUGUCCAAAGCACACGCGAAUCCCUGAGUGCGAGAGGGACGCCCUCACCACAUGUGGUCUCCACAACUAUACACCUAUAGCACACUAAAAUAUUGAGCACAAAAAAUCUGGUAAUUUUGAUCCUAGUAACGACGCCGCAUUCAUAAUUGUGCCGCAGGGUCAAGAGCACGGCACGUUUUUUCGGCCGGCAUUUUUUUUCCGAAUUUUAUUUUUAAUGUUUUUCGUGUUUUUGAGAAUUUUUGGCGACGAAGCCUUGGACUGCCUUGCCGUGUUGUGACAUAGUGUUUACCUUUAUUAUGUGAUAUAAAAUAAGUGACAUUUAGAUAGGAACAAACUGUGAUUUUAAAAUGGUGAUAAUUGGUGUAUGAGGACUUGGACAGUGACAGCCAAAUCUCAACGGAGGAUCUCGAAAUAUUCCAUGACACCCAAAAAGCGUAGAAUACGAAGACAGAAACCGUAUAUUUUUGUAAGAUAGUGCCAAAUAACCACUCGAUCGAACGAUCGAAACGAUAAUUAUACUUUAUAUUUAGAUAGACAUUUUUAAUUGCCAAGAUGAUGGAAGGAAGGACAAUCGACUACAGGCCGGACGGGGGCGGUCUGGACUACCACAACUCGCCUCUGAUGGCCGAGAUACCUGUAGACAACUACUCCCACAUACACAGGAGCAUAGAACACUUGAGAUCUAUAGGGGUCCCUCCGCCCUUAGACCACCACCGCCAUCUCGCCACCAACCUCACAGACUUGAGGCGAUACGAACACCCCGACGAAAUGCCUGAAAUCAAGCCGUCCGUAUUAAGACUAUCCGAAUUUAAAAGUGGUUUGCAAGACAUAAGGAUACACAACGAUCAGGAGAACGAGGUGCAGCGACAGAUGACGCCGCACGACGAUGGGCCGAAGGGAUACAGCGCGCCAUCGACCCCCCUUUCCGAAAACGGAGGACAUAGCAUCCAGGAGGAAAAGGUGUUCGGCUCGAAGGCGGACCUGCAGCUGCACACGCAGAUCCACCUGCGCGAGGCCAAGCCCUACCGCUGCACGCAGUGCCCCAAGGCCUUCGCCAACUCCUCCUACCUCGCGCAGCACUCCCGCAUCCACCUCGGCAUCAAACCCUACCGCUGCGAAAUCUGCCAGCGCAAGUUCACCCAACUCUCCCAUCUCCAGCAGCACAUACGCACGCACACCGGUGACAAACCCUACCGGUGCACCCAAAUAGGGUGCACCAAGGCCUUCUCCCAGCUCUCAAACCUCCAGAGCCACAGCCGCUGCCACCAGACCGACAAACCUUUCAAGUGCAAUUCCUGCUACAAAUGCUUCACCCACGAGAAGGACUUGCUCGAACACAUUCCCAAACACAAAGAGUCCAAGCAUUUGAAGACUCACAUCUGCCAGUAUUGCGGCAAGAGCUACACCCAAGAAACUUAUCUAAGUAAGCACAUGAACAAGCAUGCCGAGCGAGCUGACAAGCGGCCCCCGAUAUCCGCUUUAGGAUUGAGCGGUUUAAACAGGUCUCUGGCCGCAGCGGCGCCGACGGCGACUCCGUUCGGCGACCAUCCGUACUGGCCUAAAGUCAGUCCGGAUUCCGCGGCGCAUAUGUCUGAUGAUGGUGGCUAUCAUCAGCAAAGAGAGGAGGAGCACCACGAGCAGCAGCUGCAGCAGCACCGGGCGCUGUUCGCGCAGCACGAGGCACAAGAGGAACGAUCCUUGCAGCCGCCCGUCUCUGCGGCGAAUUCGGCUUUCACGCCGAUUAACUCCAUGGCGCCGCAUUUGAACGGGCUGUCGCACCACAGCGCGCUGCCGGCGCGGCCGUACCUGUACGACCCGCUGCACUUCCAGCAGGGCAAGCAGCAACCGAACAGCUUCCCCAACCAGCUGAUCUCGCUGCACCAGAUCCGGAACUACGCGCACCAGCCCUCCGCGGCGCUGCUGCCGGCCGAGCACAUCCUCCCCCACGCGCUCUCACACAAAGAUAAACAGUAACUCGCAGCUAGCUACUUCUAGUACUUACGAUGGUAUUAUUAGUAUAAUUAACGAAAUAUAUAAUAUUUAGAAUCUCGCUCUCGAAGACAGUGGUAUUAUGAAUGUAUGAAAUACGAACGUUUUUGUCGUUUAUGAAAAUUCAUGUUUUUAGACUAAAAUUGAUAUCGUGUAUUCAAUACUCUGAAUUUUUGUGAGUAGAUUUCAAAUGUACUGGGUAUGAAAUGUGAUUUCAAGGAUUUGAAUCAUUCAUUGAUAGAGAUUUUGAUUAGUUUUCUGAAAGUGGAUCCCUUUUGUCCGUAGCUGAGUUAGUUGAACCAUUUCUGGUGGAACAUAGAACAAGCUUGGUUGAUUUUCUAAUUUUGACUGCGAAUCAAAAACUAGAUAUAAUUAAAACUGCUUUAAAGAAAACUAAUCGUUAAGUUUAGCAAUAAUAUUAUUUUCUGUAAAUAUAUUUACUUCGAACUUCCGAUCCCAGUUUAAACUUGGUGUUAAUAUAUUUGGUAUGAAUGCAAAAGAUAGGACAAUGUAUUUAUUUAAGGCUUUUAAAUUAUCAAUAUCCCAGUAUGCGUUACACACAAAGAUGAAAGUUCCUGACAGAUAAAA
This is a messenger RNA of Cydia fagiglandana, 3281 nucleotides long. Its product is annotated as zinc finger protein rotund-like. Gene Ontology annotation, molecular function: RNA polymerase II cis-regulatory region sequence-specific DNA binding; DNA-binding transcription factor activity, RNA polymerase II-specific. Gene Ontology annotation, cellular component: transcription regulator complex; PcG protein complex; chromatin. NCBI's taxonomy places the organism in Eukaryota, Metazoa, Arthropoda, Insecta, Lepidoptera, Tortricidae. The record is from RefSeq and is a predicted model, not a curated record. The coding region runs from base 1257 to 2678 and encodes 473 amino acids. Gene Ontology annotation, biological process: regulation of transcription by RNA polymerase II. The transcript is spliced from 3 exons.